This is a messenger RNA of Zerene cesonia (dogface butterfly), 1092 nucleotides long. Its product is annotated as inward rectifier potassium channel 2-like. The record is from RefSeq and is a predicted model, not a curated record. Gene Ontology annotation, molecular function: inward rectifier potassium channel activity. The transcript is spliced from 2 exons. NCBI's taxonomy places the organism in Eukaryota, Metazoa, Arthropoda, Insecta, Lepidoptera, Pieridae. Bases 1 to 1092 code for a protein of 363 amino acids. Gene Ontology annotation, cellular component: plasma membrane. Gene Ontology annotation, biological process: regulation of monoatomic ion transmembrane transport; potassium ion import across plasma membrane.
AUGGAUACAAAUAUAAAUGAAAUUUCUCAAUGUAGCUGUAAGCGGCAUAUUCACAAAAGAAUUUCUGUCCGCCUUAGACAACAAGAACGCAUUGUGUUAAAAUCUGGAGAACUGAAUUUUGCUAAAUCACACAAAAAUAAAUUACGAUUCAUAAUCGAUCUGGUUAAAGUAUUUCUGGAAGCCAGAUGGAGGUGGACAAUAUUGUAUUGCACGAUAACAUGUGUUUUAAGUUGGCUUAUUUUCGCUGUUGUAUGGUGGGUCAUAUUAUAUUUGCAUGGAGAUUUAGAAGAUGAACACUUACCGCUAGCUAAUAAUAUUACAGAGUGGAAGCCAUGUGUGACUGAAAUAUAUAAUUUCACAUCGAUAUUUUUAUUCAGCAUUGAAGUACAGACAAGUAUCGGUUAUGGAUCUAGGGCGAUUACUUUAGAAUGCCCAGAAGCCAUGUUUACAAUGUGUAUCGAAAGCAUAACAGGGAAAAUAAUCCAAUCCCUGUUCAUUGGAAUUGUGUUCGCUAAAUUAACGAAGCCAAAGAACCGCGCGCAAACAUUGAUGUUUUCAAAAUACGCCAUAAUCAAUCAGAGAGACGGUUAUUUGUGCUUGAUGUUCAGAGUGGGCAACACAAGAAAGUCAAGAAUCAUAGCUUCGUCUGUCAACGCGUACCUCAUAAAAUAUAUAACUAAAGAUGGCGUUGAUUUACUCAACUACGAUCAGGUAAUGUUAAACAUAGCGGUCGAUAGUUGUGAUGACGUGCUGUUCAUAUUUCCAGUCACAGCAGUGCAUAGAAUAGAUGAAAAUAGCCCUUUUUAUAAUAUCUCCGCUAUGGAAAUCUUGAAGAGUAACUUAGAAAUAUUAGUAACUUUUGAAGGAACUAUAGAGUCAACUGGUCAACCGCUUCUAGCCAAAUCGAGCUACACUGGCACUGAAAUUCUUUGGGGAAGGCGUUUUAUAGAACCCUACUUUUAUAAAAGCAGCAAACAAGGCUUUGUUAUAGACUUUUGUAAAUUCGACGAGACCUAUCGCAUCAAUACACCUCUUUGUACAGCACAAGAACUUAUAAAUUAUUAUAGAAAUAGAAAACUAAAAAAAAUAUAA